AUGGAGUGUGGCAGGGGGAGAGUCCGACGGGAAGCCUGCUGGUUCACUGUUGGCAAUAUGGUAUUUGAGAGACCGUUGGAGGGUGGAAAAAAGCCGGAUGUAGUAGUAAUAGUGGUGGUCCUUGGUCAGCAGAACGACUUGUCGCCUCUUGCGAUGCAGCAGAGAUACAGCAGGGUGACGAUAGUGAGCAGCGCGCGAGCGUCGAGACAGAUACUGAGCUGGAGGUUUGCAGUCGAAAGAGACGAAGCUGAGCAAGAGGCGGAGGAAAGGGAAGAAGAAGAAGGAGAAGAAGGAGAAAAGAAGAAAAAGACGAAGGAAGAAGGAAAAAAGGCGCCAGGAGGGGCAAACAACAGGAGCAGAGCAACAAACUCUACGGACGACGGCUGUUUGGACGAGGAGAUCGGACAAGGACUUGCUUGCCAUCUGACAGACUUAUUCCAGGCCGAGAUCAACGCCUGA
Messenger RNA from Nannizzia gypsea CBS 118893, 459 nucleotides. RefSeq lists its product as hypothetical. The coding region runs from base 1 to 459 and encodes 152 amino acids. The transcript is spliced from 2 exons. The record is from RefSeq and is a predicted model, not a curated record. Lineage: Eukaryota; Fungi; Ascomycota; Eurotiomycetes; Onygenales; Arthrodermataceae.